Messenger RNA from Aspergillus caelatus, 1507 nucleotides. RefSeq lists its product as uncharacterized. Bases 146 to 1393 code for a protein of 415 amino acids. Lineage: Eukaryota; Fungi; Ascomycota; Eurotiomycetes; Eurotiales; Aspergillaceae. The transcript is spliced from 4 exons. The record is from RefSeq and is a predicted model, not a curated record.
GGGCAACCUCAGACAGUUCAACAAGUGAUAUGUGUAUGUGUGCAGAAUGGUAGUUGUCCGUGCAAAGACAAUUUCUCUUUGGCCAGGUAACCCUCAUACCCAGAUGACAUUGCUUCGCUAAUAGAUUGAAAGUGUUCUUUCCUGGAUGAGAUGCACGAACAGAGGCAGGAUCUGUUCUUGUAUUCGAGAAGAUUGCAGCCCCGGGCCAGGUGGCCAAGCUUGUACAUGUCAGGACCCUCGUUUAAACAGAGCCGAGUCAUGCAAAUGUUGCCCAGGCAGGAAGUCACUUAUAUUCUUAAGACUGAUUACCACCAUUGGAGUGAUUUUAUUGCUAAUGGGUUUAAUAUAUCUCUCGAUCAAUACGAAUGCGGUACUUAGAAACGACCAGGAUCAGGAUGUUCAGAAGAAUUCCUGGAUACCUAUCGUCUGUGGUAUCCUACUGAUCAUCUUCACCUUCGUUCUGCCCUUUACAGGGGUGAUUCUACGGGAACUGAACGUCAUCGAGCGACAAAGCUUAGCACCGCGCCUAGGUAUUAUCCUCGGGCUGAUAGCUUUCGCGAUGGUAUGGAUCUACUAUGAUAAUGUGGCGGUUCAUCGUCGCACAGCUUGGAAGUUCGAGGUGGAUGUGACACAUCCAGACACCUUACCGGCGCCAGCAUUUGUAGUUGCUAUAGGUUAUGGCGACGCAGCAUUUGCCCAGUUCCGCAGGACACCCCACAGCGGUGUACUUACGAAGUGCUUUUGGCCAGAAUAUGAUAAGAGCUGCCCCACGAACUUUUCCGAUGCUAUAAAGUCAUUCAAUUCAAGUACAUAUGGCCAAUUAUGGUAUUUGUUGUAUCAGCCCAAUUCGACUGGGGAGGAAUAUAGCAACUUGUCACAAAAGCAUAUAUUUCAGAUUUUCACAAGCUGGGAUUCCGCUUCGAUUAAAUACCAUUACAACACAAUAGCACCGCAGCUUCCCUAUUACUAUUAUUCUAUCUUCGACUCUAAUCUAAACUUCGAGAAGGGCCUCGAAUGUGGUCUCAUCACGUUGAGGGAGAUGCCAGCCAUUGGCUCCAACUCCUUCGCCAUUACUGCUUCAUUUUACGAUGAUGCACUGAAUGUCCUUCAUGUAAACAGCAGUAAUAGUGACUGUGCAGAACUUGGUCGCCAGGUUUACCAGUUUGAAACUUUGUUAUCAUCAACUGGUGGCUAUAACUAUACCGCUUGUGAUGCGAACGAAAAAGAAGCAUGCAUAUCUCAGACCCUGAUUAGAUAUGCUACGCCAUAUGUGCAAUCAUUUAAAACAGUACAGGGAAAAUCUGCAACAGAUAUACUAACAGAUGAAGGUGGUAUCGUUGGAGGGGUUGCAUAUUUGAGUUGGCUUUUCACUGUGAUCGACCAGCUUUGGUAAGCUACGCGCGGUUAGUUAUGAAAAUGUAUACAUGUGCGCUAUGUUGUUUGCUUGACCGAUUUCAUUAUAUUUGUACAUAUCAGGACAAUUAUGUUUACUAUACUUCUAGCAGGA